AUGUGGAUUAACCGGGACAUGAUGGAAGGGAUCGAAGACGGUGAGAUUAAUAUGAAAGGAUAUGAGGCUUACGGAAUAGCCACCGAAGACGGGGCAGUCCUAACUCUGGGUCGUUCAAAGUCCUCCCAACCAAAUAACGGGCCUUAUGACCCACCAUCUCCAGGUAAAUUCUGCAGUCCAAUGGAUAACAACUCUCACACCAAUUCGGUAGCCCAUAUGAUGCAUACUAACACCAAACACACAAAAUCCCAAUCCAAAAAAAGGAAACUCAUCCACCUUAUCCCCAACUCUAAUCUCAAUACAUCAGUCUUUCGUAAUCUCGACCUUGAGUUCCAGCCAAGUAACCAUCUCACUUUAGUUUCUGAUAAAUCCUUUGAUCUUAAUGUUGCACUCUCAGUUGGAAGCAACAAUGGCGAUCAUGUGGAUAUAUGUUCUUCCUCAAAUGAAAUUUCAAGCAUUAGUAAAAUUAGGAAUGAAGUCGGAUUCCAUAUUGGGGAGGAUAACACUGGAAUCUUGGAAGAUGUUUUGGAGGUGGAUGCAAAUGGCGAAGGUGGUAUUCAUGUUUCCAAAUGA
Molecule: messenger RNA, 573 nt
Organism: Lactuca saligna
Lineage: Eukaryota; Viridiplantae; Streptophyta; Magnoliopsida; Asterales; Asteraceae
Source: the annotation of a GenBank genome assembly